GACAGCGCACUGGUGUCCAAUCUGCCGCCAUCAGCCUUCAGAAGCUCCUCACAGCUGUCCAGCAGCCAUGCGCCGGGUUUUGCCAAACUCAACAGGAGAGAAGGAGCUGGAGGUUGGUCUCCUCACACCUCAGACAGGUAUCAGUGGUUGGAGGUCGACCUGGGUGAGCGGACAAAGAUCACAGCUGUUGCUACGCAGGGUCGUUACGGCAGCUCCGAUUGGCUGACGUCCUACCUGCUGAUGUUCAGUGACACGGGACACAACUGGAAACAGUACAGGCAGGAGGACAGUAUAGGGUCUUUUCCAGGUAACAGUAAUGCAGACAGCGUUGUUCAGUACAAGCUGCAGCAGCCAGCCAUCGCUCGUUUCCUCCGCCUCAUUCCUCUGGACUGGAAUCCCAGCGGACGGAUAGGACUCCGACUGGAGACCUACGGAUGUCCUUACACCUCUGAUGUGGUGAGUUUGGACGGCGGCAGCAGAAGCAGUCUGGUGUACAGACUGAGUCCCGGACCGAAGCGGGCGUCCAGAGAGGUGGUCUCUCUGAAGUUUAAAACCCUGAGGAAUUGUGGGACAUUGCUGCAUGCAGAGGGACAAGCAGGACUCAGCCUCAGUCUGGAGCUGGAGAGAGGAAAGCUUCUGCUGCUGCUCAGACAAGGUAGGACUUCACCUUCCGAACCCCGGCGUCUCGCCUCCCUCGGCAGCCUGUUAGAUGAUCAGCACUGGCACCAUGUAGCAGUUGAGUGGCGCAGCUCUCACCUCAACCUCACUGUGGACAAAAACAUAAGAAGGGUUCAGAUUCCUGCAGAGUUCAACCAUUGGGAAAUUGAGCAGCUGAGUGUUGGGGCUGCUCACUCUCAGAAACCAGCCACGUCCAAGAGGAACUUCCAAGGCUGUCUGGAAAACCUGCUGUACAACGACCUCAACCUGAUUGAACUAGCGAAAAACAAAGACAACCAAGUUACUGUAAUGGGCAAUGUGACCUUUUCUUGUGCUGAGCCAGUUUCCGUUGCCGUGACGUUCCCAGGCCCCCUGAGCUUUCUCCAGUUGCCGGGGGCGACAGCGUCCGUCUCUGGGGUCGUGACCGUGGGGUUUCAGUUCAGGACAUGGAACAAGGCGGGGCUUCUGCUCACCUUUGACCUCGCUCAGAAAGGGGGCGUGGUCUGGCUGUACCUGAGUGAGGCCAGACUCCGCCUACAGAUCCAUAAAGCUGGCAGGGCGCUGCUGGAGCUCAGCACAGGUUCUGGUCUGAAUGACGGUCAGUGGCAUUCUGUAGAGCUGAACUCCAGACAAGGUCGUCUGACCAUCAGUGUGGAUAAAGAAGAAGGAGGCACCGCUCAUGCCAGCCCAUCAUUCCCUGUUGCCAUUGAACGUCACCUCUUCUUUGGUGGUUGUCCUGCUGAAGACGACAGGCAAGAAUGCAGAAACCCCUUUAACAUCUUUCAAGGGUGCAUGCGUCUCCUGACUCUGGACAACCGAAACGUAGACCUGAUCAUGGUGCAGCAAAAGCAGCUGGGAAACUAUAGCAACCUGCAGAUCGACAUGUGUGGAAUCAUCGACAGGUGUUCUCCCAAUCGUUGUGAACAUGGCGGCCGCUGCAGUCAGUCCUGGACCAUCUUCCACUGUAACUGCUCUGGCAGCGGCUACAGCGGAGCGACCUGCCACAGCUCUGUGUACGAACAGUCCUGCGAGGCGUACAAACACAACGGCAACGCGUCGGGACAUUUCUAUAUCGACGUGGAUGGCAGCGGACCAAUCAAACCACAGCUGGUCUACUGCAACAUGACAGAGGAGAACACAUGGAUGGGGAUCCAGCACAACAACACAGAGCUGACCAGACUCAGACCAUCUCCAGGUGUGAACCAACACUUAGUCCACUUUGACUACUCUACUGAGGAGGAGCAGCUAUCGGCCGUCAUCAGUCAAUCAGAGCACUGCGAACAGGAGCUGUCCUACCACUGCAGGAAGUCCCGCCUCCUCAACACUCCAGAGGGCUCUCCGUUCAGCUGGUGGCGUGGUGGUCCCGGUCCCGGUCGUAUCCAGAAUUACUGGGGCGGAGCUCAGCCAAGCAGCCAGCAGUGUGCCUGCGGCCUGCAGGGCGACUGCGUGGAUCCACAACAUUACUGCAACUGUGACGCCGACCGCCUGGAGUGGAAUGAAGACUCUGGCCUGCUGACCCAUAAGGAGACCCUCCCCAUCAGGUCUCUGGUGCUGGGAGACAUCCAGAGGCCGGGGUCAGAGGCCGCCUACAGGGUGGGACCGCUCCGUUGUCAUGGAGACAAAAACUUUUGGAACGCUGCGUUUUUCGACAAGGAAACGUCGUACCUCCACUUUCCCACCUUCCACGGAGAGCUGAGCGCAGAGAUCUCCUUCCUGUUCAAAACCACGGCCUCCUCUGGUGUUUUCCUGGAAAACCUCGGCAUCAAAGACUUCAUCCGGAUCGAGCUGAGCUCCUCCACUCAGGUUGUUUUCUCCUUCGACGUUGGUAACGGGCCGCUGGCGGUUCACGUGGAGUCCAACAUCCCCCUGAAUGACAACCGGUGGCACCGAGUUCGAGCUGAGAGGAACGUCAAGGAGGCGUCUCUUCGACUGGAUGAGCUUCCUGUCGCCACACAGGAGGCUCCUGCUGAUGGACACUUUCACCUACAGCUCAACAGCCAGCUGUUCAUAGGAGGCACAGCGUCCAGGCAGAAGGGAUUUCGGGGCUGUAUUCGUUCUCUGCAGCUGAACGGUGUCACCCUGGACCUGGAGGAGAGGGCGAAGAUCACGCCAGGGGUUCGACCCGGCUGCCCCGGUCACUGCAGCAGCUACGGCUCGCUCUGCCAGAACCAGGGCCGCUGUGUGGAGAGAGCCAGUGGCUUCCACUGUGACUGUGGACUGUCUGCCUUCACUGGAGUCUUCUGCCACACAGAGUUGUCUGCCAGCUUCAAGUCGGAAACAUCUGUCAGCUACACCUUCAAGGAGCCGUACGAGUUAAGCAGGAACAGCAGCGCUCUGCCGUCCUCCAUCUACUCUGACAUGACCCUGAGAGGAGAGAACAUCUCCCUGAGCUUCAGGACCAACCAGAGUCCCGCUCUGCUGCUUUACGUCAGCUCCUACUACAGAGAAUACCUGGCUCUGCUCAUCAACAAGCACGAUAAGCUGGAGGUGCGAUACAAGCUGGACAGCAGCAGAGAGGCUGAAGUGUUGAGGAGCAGAGUGAGGAGUCUGGCCAACGGACAGCUACACACUGUUACCAUCAGGAGACUGACGGACUCUGUGUCUCUGCAGAUCGACCAAAAUGCCAGAGAAGACUUCAACCUGACAUCUGAUGGAGAAUUCAACGCCAUCAAGUCUCUGGUGUUGGGCAAAGUGCACGAUUCUGAUGAGUUGGAUCCAGACCUGGCCAGGUUGGCAUCUCUGGGUUUUACCGGCUGUCUGUCGGUGGUCCACUUUAACUCCAUCAGCCCUCUGAAAGCUGCUCUGCUCCACCCGGACACAAGCCCUGUCGUCAUCACCGGACCACUGGUCCAAUCCAACUGUGGCUCCUCGGCUUCAGCCAAUCCCUACGCAGCUGAGAACACACACCACCUGUCAGGUAAGAAGGGAGAAUCGGGUUCAGGUCAACCUUUAGUCAAUGCCAUCAGGACUGACUCGGCUCUGAUUGGAGGUGUAAUAGCGGUAGUUAUCUUUGUGAUUGUGACCGUCCUCGCAAUAACCGCCAGAUUCCUCUACCAGAGAAAAGAGACAUAUCGAAACCAGGAAGUGAAGGAAGUCAAACAGGAGGACAGCCAAGAUUUCCCUUUUAACAACCAAACUGACUCCCAGAAUGCCUCCAGUGAAAAUCCAAAGGAGUAUUUCAUUUAA
Molecule: messenger RNA, 3843 nt
Organism: Scomber japonicus (chub mackerel)
Lineage: Eukaryota; Metazoa; Chordata; Actinopteri; Scombriformes; Scombridae
Product: contactin-associated protein-like 4
Exons: 23
Coding region: 241-3843 (1200 amino acids)
Source: RefSeq, a predicted model, not a curated record